Messenger RNA from Penicillium argentinense, 525 nucleotides. RefSeq names its product GNAT family N-acetyltransferase. NCBI's taxonomy places the organism in Eukaryota, Fungi, Ascomycota, Eurotiomycetes, Eurotiales, Aspergillaceae. Gene Ontology annotation, molecular function: N-acetyltransferase activity. The record is from RefSeq and is a predicted model, not a curated record. The coding region runs from base 1 to 525 and encodes 174 amino acids. The transcript has a single exon.
AUGCGAGGCACCACGGAAACAACCACCAAUUCAUACAUUCUACGCAGUCAUCGAUCUGGUGACAUAGGCUGGAUAGUAUAUCGACAUGGCGCUCUCUACAGAAAGGAACUUGGAUGGGACGAGCGCUUUGAGGCUCUCGUAGCCCGCAUUACCGCUGAAUUCAUCGAGAACUACGAUCCAGAAUCUGAACGAUGCUGGAUCGCUGAGCGGAACGGAGAGUUCUUAGGCUGUGUGAUGUUGGUCAAGGAUCGAAGUUCGGACGACAAUGUUGCCAAGCUACGACUUUUGCUUGUGGAACCGAGUGCACGGGGGCUUGGGCUUGGUCAGACACUGAUACACGAAUGCACCAAAUUUGCACGAGAGGUGGGCUAUUCGCGAAUCAUUUUAUGGACAAACAGUGUGCUCACUUCGGCACAUCGACUAUAUACGAGAGAGGGUUAUCAACACGUGAAAUCGGAAGAACAUGAGACGCUCGGCAUCAAGCAGACUGGAGGGCUCUGGGAGUUCUGGGAACUAUCACUGUAA